This is a messenger RNA of Vicia villosa (hairy vetch), 450 nucleotides long. RefSeq lists its product as uncharacterized. The record is from RefSeq and is a predicted model, not a curated record. The coding region runs from base 1 to 450 and encodes 149 amino acids. The transcript has 3 exons. NCBI's taxonomy places the organism in Eukaryota, Viridiplantae, Streptophyta, Magnoliopsida, Fabales, Fabaceae.
AUGCCUGCUUCAAUGAGUAUUCAAAGAAGAAUUAUUCUAUUAGCUUUUGGAGCUGAAUUGGUUUUGAUAGACCCUGCAAAGGGAAUGAAAGGAGCUGUUUUGGAAGCAGAAGAGAUAUUAUGGAUUGAAGCAGAAGAGAUAUUAUGGAAGCAGAAGAGAUUAUUGGAUCCUAAACUAAAUACAUCACACUUAUCUUUAUCAUCAGAUGUUACACUAGAUCCUAUUCUUUCUGUUAGAAAGGAUCUUACAGGUGUUCCUCGAUACAAAUCUCCUGUGCUUUCUCCAGUUCUCGAAGACACUCAACCUCUUGCAACUAUCAUUCCAACUGUGCCUGCUAAAGAAAGUCAUUCAAAUGAUGAGUCUCCACCUAUUCAUCAAGAUGAAAAUAUAGAGGAGAACCCUCAAUGUUGCAGCCGGACAACCAACUGGCAACGAAGAUACUAUAUCUGA